Molecule: messenger RNA, 576 nt
Organism: Triticum dicoccoides
Lineage: Eukaryota; Viridiplantae; Streptophyta; Magnoliopsida; Poales; Poaceae
Product: disease resistance protein RGA5-like
Exons: 3
Coding region: 1-576 (191 amino acids)
Source: RefSeq, a predicted model, not a curated record
AUGGCGGCCACCGCGUCCGCCGGCACCGGCUUCGGCUUGUACUUCCAGGAGACGCGAGCUCCGAAGUUCAGGAAGGUGCAGAAGAAGUCGCUCGCCGGGAGGCCGAAGCCCCGCAGGAAAUGCGAGCGAAAGACGACCCGCUCGCCUUCCUGUGGCGUCGGUGAGAUCUCCGUCUCCGGCGGCACCCGCGCCUUGACAAAGGUCGCGCUGGGUAUCCGGCGCGUGUCGCGGGGGAAGAAAAAGAUUGUUAUCCAGUUGGGCAUGUCGUGCGACAAGAGACGGUCCAAAGCACUGACGCUGGCUGCCAGAGCAGCCAGGGUGACGUCCAUGGGGAUAACCGGAGACGCCAGGGAUCAGCUGGAGGUGGUCGGCGACGGCGUCGACCCGGUGUGCCUUGUCUACUGCCUCCGCAAGAAGCUCGGCCACGCCCAAAUCAUCAAGGUGGAGGAAGUGAAGAAGCCAGAGGAGAAGAAGGAUGAGCCGAAGCCUGCCGUGCCCGAGCCCGUGCACCCGCCGCCGUACUUCUUCUACCCGCCCAGCUCCUACUACCCCCACAAGUACCCGCUGUACUUCUGA